AUGCAGGAGUCGGGUUAUCUGAAAGAGCCACUGACCUUGCUAGAGGAGGCUAGUGAUGAUGAUGCUUUUGUUGAAAACCCAAGCAUUAUUGGGAAGAAGCAUAGAUUGGUUGAGGAGCCAGACAUCAACACGGAGAUAAAUUCUGUAAAUAAGUACACGGUUUCGGGGAAGCCACCCUGCCAGAAUGAGGACUUCUUCUUGCAGGACUUAAAUGCUAAAGAGGAUUUGGUAUCUACAAAGCUGAAGAACAUUGAGAACUCAAAGACUGAGAUGUCAAAUCCUACCAAGAAGUCAUUCAUUUUACAAAAGAAAUGUACCAUUCAGAAACAUGUGUCCUGCUUGGAUAAACCACUGACAGUUAAGUCCAUUUCUGAGAAAAAGUUGCUCAUUGAAUCAGUAACUUUGCAAAACAAGCCUACCACUGGGAAGUCAUCCCCUUUCCAGGCAUCAGCUGCAUUGCAAGAGAAACACGCCACUGUCUUCCAGGCAUCAGCUGCAUUGCAAGAGAAGGUGACCAUCUUGAAGAAGCCAGAUAAGUUGCAGGAGAAUAUUGAAAAGGAAGGUCAAUUUGUUAGGGAAUCACUUUCCUUUAGAAAGCAAUACAGCAUAAAUGCAUUCUCCACCAAGGAAACAUCUUUAACAGAGAAAGGCUAUAUCACUCAAACGAUGAUGAUCACCCACCAAGUCUUGGACUUGAGAGAUGUGAGUAACAAAGAUAAAAAUUCUCACUCUGUAGGGCCAGAGUCAGCUAGGAAGUCUUCAACCAAAGAAGCAACUGUUACCAAGGCAUCACUAUCUUUAAAGGAACAGCAAAGUACUCGGGAUAUUUUAUCCUUAGAGAAGAAGACCUCUGAAGAGAAGUCACUCUGUAAAAAGGUGUUACACUAUGAGGAAAAGCCUUCAGCCAAACAGGUGUUCCUCCCCCAGGAUCCAGGUACUAUAGAAGAAAAUACCACUCUGCGUGCAGUGUCUCUCCCCAAGAAUUCGCUGACCUUGCAGGAGAAGACCAACAGUGAGAAGGAAUCAAGUAUUAAGAAAGCAUCCACCUUGCUGAAGAAACCUAUUACUAAGCAGGAGUUUUUAUUGCAUGUUAAACCCACCAGCAAAGAUAAAUAUGUCUCCAGGAAGACUUUGCCUGUUCAGGAGAAGACUGAAAUCAAAAAGAACUCUUAUAAGAAGUUCUUGACUAUUUCAGAGAAAAGAACCACUAGAGAGGAUGGAUACCAUCCUAGGAAUCAAUUGUUUUCAAGGAAGACCCCCAUUCCCAAGGUGGCAAAAAGCAAAGAGAGGCAAUUAUCUUUAAAAAAUAAUCCCACUGCUCAGUGGAAGGAGGCUGCUUUGAAGAACCAUUUGGCCCCAAAAUACCACUUCACCAGUGAAGAAAGGGCCAUUAUUGAUCAGCAGCUGGCCUUAAGGGAAAGGUCAGUCACUGAGAAUGAGACCAUUCUGCAAAAGACCAUUCUGCAGAAGGAGCCUAUGGUCUUGCAUGGCAAGCACACAGUUGAAGAGGAAGCUAUUUCAAAGGAGCCUUUGACUGUACAGGAGAGUCUUAGCCAUGAGGUGACCCUUUGCAAGGAGUCAUUAACAUUUCAGGAGAGGCCUACUGUCAGUAAGGCAGUACUUUUCAAGGAGGCGUUAGUUUUUAAUGAAGAUCCCACUACUAGUAAAACAGUGUAUAUGAACAGGCCAUUGACCUAUGAAGAGAAUCCCAUCCACAUGGAAGAUAACACUAUCAACGAUUCAUUGCCCCAGGCACAUAAUAACCCUAAUAUAGUUAACAGGCAUCCUGAAUGUGGAACAAGGAAGCCCAGAGUUGUUGCCAUUUCUAAUAUGAACAAGUUAAGUUUUGCCAACAAGUCCUACACCUAUGACAGUGACAAUGAUCCAGUUUUCAACACUGUCUAUGCCAAGGAUAUCUUCAGAUAUAUGAAAGAGAGAGAGGAAAAAUUCAAAGUUAAUCAAUACAUGCCUGGACAGGCUGACAUCAGCAGUGACUUGAGGGCUAUUCUUGUGGACUGGCUGGUGGAAUUGCAGGUAACCUUUGAGAUGAGUCAUGAGACCUUGUACUUAGCAGUGAAGCUGAUAGAUCUCUAUCUUAUGGAGGUAAUAUGCAGGAAGGAAAAGCUACAGCUCCUUGGUUCUACAGCUUUUUUUGUUGCAGCAAAGUUUGAGGAACCCAAUCCACCUUGUAUAGAGGACUUCCUGUAUGUAUGUGAUGAUAUUUAUUCACGACAUGAAAUGAUUAACAUGGAAAUCAAAGUUCUGCAAACCCUCGAAUUUGAUAUCAAUAUUCCCAUUGCCUAUCAUUUUCUGCGUGCCUAUGCUAAGUUUGUUCCUACUAACAAGCAGACUGUGACCUUGUCCUACUUCAUAUGUGAGUUGACACUGCAGAACUAUGCCUUUAUCGAGGUGAAGGCUUCCAAGCUUGCUGCUGCCUCCUAUCUCCUAUCCCUCUAUAUAAAUAAUCUCAAAAAUAAGGCUUUUGCCUUAGAGACAUGCAGUGGCUACAAGAUUUCUGAGCUUCACUCCUUGGUAUUACAAUUGAACGUUCUGUUGUCUUUGAAUCCUACUAAGGACCUCAAGAGUAUAAAAUUGAAGUAUUCUCACCGGGUCUUUUUCCAAGUUGCCAGAACACCGCCCCUGAACUUGUUGUGGCUGGAAAAGCUUAUGAAAAGUGAAUAA
Messenger RNA from Sorex fumeus (smoky shrew), 2682 nucleotides. It is a transcript of the gene CCNB3, whose product is annotated as cyclin B3. Gene Ontology annotation, molecular function: cyclin-dependent protein serine/threonine kinase regulator activity. Lineage: Eukaryota; Metazoa; Chordata; Mammalia; Eulipotyphla; Soricidae. Gene Ontology annotation, biological process: mitotic cell cycle phase transition; regulation of cyclin-dependent protein serine/threonine kinase activity. The record is from RefSeq and is a predicted model, not a curated record. Gene Ontology annotation, cellular component: cyclin-dependent protein kinase holoenzyme complex; centrosome; cytoplasm. The transcript is spliced from 8 exons. Bases 1 to 2682 code for a protein of 893 amino acids.